AUGGUCGACCUUACGAAGAAAGACGCAGUGAAGUCGGUAGCGAAACGCUGGGGUCCGAAACAUGAUGAAGCAUUUGCCGAAGUGAAACGAUUACUCACCAACGCUCCUGUUUUGCAUUUUCCGGACUUUUCUAAAGAGUUUGUUAUCCACGUAGACGCAUCUGAAGUGGGAGCAGGAGCAUUCCUGGCACAACAGAAUGGCGAUGACGUGAAUAUCGUAGCAUACUUUAGCCAGCGAUUCAACAAAAGCCAACAACACUACUCUGCCACCAUGAAAGAAUGCUAUGCUGUUGUUCUAGCAAUUCAACACUGGCGUCCUUAUUUAUGGGGUAGACAUUUUACGUGCGUAACUGAUCAUGCGGCAUUGCGAUAUCUUUAUACGAUGCAAGACACGUCAAAUAUGCUCACUAGAUGGGCAAUAGCACUGCAAUCCUUCGAUUUCACGACCAUACCAAGUCUCGACUGA
This is a messenger RNA of Ectocarpus sp. CCAP 1310/34, 465 nucleotides long. NCBI's taxonomy places the organism in Eukaryota, Phaeophyceae, Ectocarpales, Ectocarpaceae. The record is from the annotation of a GenBank genome assembly.